AUGUUUUAUGUAUUCUUCCAUCCAUCCACCCAUCGACUCACUCACCCUUCCACCCCAUCCAUCCAUCCAUCCAUCCACCCACUCACCAACUCACCCAUUCCUCCAUCUAUCCACUCACCAACUCACCCAUUCAUGCAUCUAUCCAUCCAUCCACUCACCAACUCACCCAUCCAUCCAUCUAUCCAUCCAUCUAUCCAUCCAUCCACUCAACAACUCACCCAUUCAUCCAUCUAUCCACUCAACAACUCACCCAUUCAUCCAUCCACUCAACAACUCACCCAUUCAUCCAUCCACUCAACAACUCACCUAUUCACCCAUUCACUCACCAACUCACCUAUUUAUCCAUCCACUCAACAACUCACCCAUCCAUCCAUCCACUCAACAACUCACCCAUCCAUCCAUCCACUCAACAACUCACCCAUCCAUCCAUCCAUCCACUCAACAACUCACCCAUCCAUCCAUCCACUCAACAACUCGCCCAUCCAUCCAUCCAUCCACUCACCCAUCGACCCAUCCAUCCAUCCAUCCAUCCUCUUACCCACCCGCAUCCAUCCAUCCACCCACCCAUCCAUCUAUCCAUCCAUCCACCCACCAUCCACUCAUCCACUCACCCACCCAUCCAUCCAUCCAUCCAUCCAUCCAUCCUCUUACCCACCCGCAUCCAUCCAUCCAUCCACUCACCCAUACAUAUAUCUGGCUUGA
Messenger RNA from Pecten maximus, 702 nucleotides. Its product is annotated as non-classical arabinogalactan protein 31-like. The record is from RefSeq and is a predicted model, not a curated record. NCBI's taxonomy places the organism in Eukaryota, Metazoa, Mollusca, Bivalvia, Pectinida, Pectinidae. The coding region runs from base 1 to 702 and encodes 233 amino acids. The transcript has a single exon.